AUGUCCAUGAUAAAAGCAACACGCACUGAUACGCGGCACAAACACUGCCGUAAGCUGCUAUCAAAGAUCUUCCACGCCUCCGUCUGCACCUCCAGCCAAGCCCUCGACGCGCUGCACCAGCACAGGCGCGCCAUCCCCAAAUUCAAGAUCGUGAUCGAGAGACCAUCAGCGUCGCCCACUCAAGACGACGAGGAGAGCGCCACCGCGAGCGCAGAGGAAGAUGCAAGUCCUCUGGCCGACGCGUGCGGUUCGGGUUUGGCGGCCGAGUCGCGCCGUCAGGAUGGAGAUAGCGCAAACCAGGCGGGUACAGGUGCGCAGGACGUGGCGAUCGCCAAGCAGGAGGGGAACGAGGGACAGAGUGCGGAUGACGAGAAAUACGACUACGACUGGGACUACGACUGCGAAGACAGCGACGAUGGUGAUGAGGACGAUGACGAAGAAGACAGUCUCGGCAGCAUGUAUGCGCUAGCUCUCGCCGACAUGCUCGAAGGAAGCCGCAGGCUGGCAAGCGCGUCGGGCGCCUCGUCCGCUGCCUCCUCAUCCUCGAGCGCAACCCCACAUGAAGACCACCGCAAAGACUCCGCCGUCGCGAACCUCGUCUCGUUCCGGAAAGCCCGCGCAGACGAGGCGCCGAAAUCGAGCCGAUCCCGCGGAAGCCGCUGCCGGCCCGCAUGCGGCAUCACAGACUCAGCAUCCCAGGCCCGGAAGAUACAGAAGGUGGACUGCGGCACUUGGCAAGCCUGA
Messenger RNA from Coniosporium apollinis CBS 100218, 744 nucleotides. RefSeq lists its product as uncharacterized. Lineage: Eukaryota; Fungi; Ascomycota; Dothideomycetes. The coding region runs from base 1 to 744 and encodes 247 amino acids. The transcript has 2 exons. The record is from RefSeq and is a predicted model, not a curated record.